AGAUCUGCUUCACUAACAACAAAACAGAAAUACUGAAGGUUUUCCAUCUUCAUUCUAGUUUUAUUUCACCUUUUUAAAUCUAACUGAACUGUUAAUAUUUAUUCAUAUCACUUAAACUUUGAUUCUAGAAGCAAACACAAGUUACUUGACUUCCUGUGGAUACAGAAACUGAAACUAACUUUGUUCAGUUUCUUCAGAUCAGCCUACAUUUUGAGCGGAGGACAGACAUAAGACUGCUGAGUUGUUAACAGAGGUAAGUGUUGCCGCUCCAUGUCCAUCUCCAUGUCUCUUGGACCGGGAGCUCCAAGAGACAUGGGUUUCAGACACCUCGACCUGGGUUGCUCGGCUGUCAUAAGGCGUGGUCCCCGCAGCAGCGCUCUAUUUACUUUAUUGAAGAAAGAAAAUAGAUAAAAUGAAAAACUUUAUUGUGAUGCUAAGUGAGGUUACAUUAUGCAAAUAUAAGUAACAAUGAGAGAAAUAUUGAACAAACUAUAAACACAAAGCUCAGUUACUGCGAAGUUAACCUGGUGAAUGAUCAGCUAUGAUCUACCAAGACAGCAGCAUCUAAAGUUGAUCUGUUUGUGUGGAUCAAUAAUGACAUUUUCACAUUUAAGUAAACUGAGAACUUAAUGUAACUUUUACAGUCCAUCAAUGUUCUUGCUGCAGUGACUCUCUGGUGUUUUAACCUAAAAACCAGAACUAAAACAUUGUAAACUAGUUUCUCUGCUUGUUGAAAUCAACAGGAAGUGAAUCACAUCACUCCGUCCCUCAUCAAUCUGGGGUUCAUCAGAAACUGAUGUUUCUCUUGUCUGUGGAUCAGAACCGGCUUUAAGCAGUCCACAGAUUUCCUCUCUUCGUCCUCACAGAGUUUUGUCUUUUUCCAGGUUUUCUUCUUGUUCCUCCUUGUAGCAGGAAGCCAGAAAACUUCAAUCUGUUCACCCCUAAAAUUAACUAUACUUAUAAAUGGAAAAAUAAUAAAAUAAAUAAUUUUAGGGGUUGCACAGUGGCGCACAUGGUAGCACUGUUGCCUUGCAGCAAGAAGGUCCUGGGUUCGAUUCCCGGCCCGGGGUCUUUCUGCACGGAGUUUGCAUGUUCUCCCUGUGCAUGGUGGGUUCUCUCCGGGUUCUCCAGCUUGCUCCCACAGUCCAAAAACAUGACUGUCAGGUUAAUUGGUCUUUCCAGAUUCUCCUUAGGUGUGAGUGUGUGUGUGCAUGGUUGUUUGUCUUGUUUGUCUCUGUGUUGCCCUGCGACAGACUGGCGACCUGUCCAGAGUGUACCCUGCCUCUCGCCUGGAACGCAGCUGGAGAGGCACCAGCACCUCCCAACCCCGUUAGGGAGAAGGGUGACCGGAAAAUGGAUGGCUGGAUGGAUAAAUAAUUUUACAAACAUUUUAAAUCAGUUGUAACAAACUGGUUCCUAACUAAAAUAAGUUGUGUUAAUGUGUCGCUUUAUUUUGAAGUUCAAUCAGAUCAAUAGACUAAAUAUGUUUCAGGCCUCAUUAAGUGAGGGGGGCUUCAUCUCCCUAUUGAAGCAACUGUUUACCCAUAAUUCCUUGCAGUGGGUUGUCGUGGAAAAAAUCUCUUUCCAAGCACUGUCCAGGUCACAGGUGUCAAACUCCAGUCCUCGAGGGCCAGUGUCCUGCAACUUUUAGAUGAGCCUCUGCUGCACCACACCUGAAUAGAAUAAUUAGGUCAUUAAGGCUCUGGAGAACAAGGAGGAGGUAAUUAAGCCAUUUCAUUCCAGUGUUUUGUACCUGUAGCACAUCGAAAAACUGUAGGACAGUGGCCCUUGAGGACUGGAGUUUGACACCCCUGGUCCAGGUAGAAUCACUCAAUCAGGUUUAUUCAUGCAUUGUGCACAAUACAGAGAGCUCAUAAGACAAUCAAUAAUCAAGCCAGUCUAGAUGCAAGGCUCCCCCAGCUCACAAAGCUCUCCAGGCCGAGGGAGCGUGUAAGUUUUAAAACAAUGAUAAGGAAUAAAAAACAAUCUAGUCCUGACGCAGCUGUGGAAAGCAACCUUCCAACCUCGUACAAGUAACCCAAAUCAUUCUUUUGGUGAGAGUUCACAAACAUUUCAUAUGACCUGACUAGCAGAUGUGAUUUCAUUGUAAUUUUUAUCAUGACAGGGUCCAGCUGAUACCUCAGCUGGAUGCUGUGGUUCCUGAAAGCUGCUAUGUGUCUUUUUUGCUGAGAGGAAAUCCUGCUGAGCUGCACACAGAGGCUGACAUGUUGUUGGACCCGGUUGUCUGGAGGAGAGCUGUGGACCCAACCUGAGCUGCUGCUCCCUCAGAACCUUCUGCACACUGACUCCCUCCAUACAGAGCUACAACAGAAUCAUGAUGCGUUCAAGUCUGCUGUGGGAGCUAAAUAAGUUCACUAGUUCAUAGGAAAUGUUCAGUCAUUCAUUCAUAUAAUUCACUCUGAUCCUCUGAACACAUGAUGGGAACCACCUUUUUGCUUCACAGAACAGUUACUAUUGGUGAAUGGUAACUGUCCAGUGAAUUGGAUCACUGGACUGACUGGUUCUGGUUUCUCUCUCCAAAAGGCCAGAAGAUGGAAGAUCGGCAUUGGGAAAAGAACAGUGCAGAACCUCCAGACUUCAGGACUGAACUUGGUGCCUCAGACAGAACGAGGAGGAAGUUUGGGGAAAGAUCCAGAACAGGAGCUGAACGGCUGACAGCCAAACAGAGCAGCCGUGUUCCAGAGAAAAAACUUUCCAAGGUUCGCCCUAAGUUUGUGAAGAGAGUUUCUGAGGAAAUCCUGAAACAGCUUCUCGAUGACCUUCUAUCAGAUGGGAUCUUUACGUUUUCAGAGAUAGAGGAUGUACUGCAGAAGAACCAAACCAGAGCAGACAAGGCUCGUGACACCAUAGAUGCUGUGAUGAAGAAAGGACAGAGAGCCUGCAGAGUGAUGAUCAAACGUCUUCAUCAAAUGGAUCCGACUCUGUCCAAGCAGCUGGGUUUGUCCUCUGACUUCCUUGGUCCAGAUUUUGAUGUUCAGUGUCAACAGAAGCUUAAAAACCAUCUGAAGAAGAAACUCCAAAGUCUCUCUGAAGGUGUCGCAGAACAUGGAAAUAAAACCGUUCUGAACCAGAUCUACACUGAGCUCCACAUCACAGAGGGGUUAACUAGAGAGGUCAACCAGGAACAUGAAGUCAGACGCAUUGAAACAGAAUCCAGGAAACAAGAAACAAUCAGACGAGAAGACAUCUUUAAAGUACCACCUGGAAGUGAACAACCAAUCAGAACAGUGAUGACCAUGGGAGUGGCUGGCAUUGGGAAAACACUGUUAACACAGAAGUUCACUCUGGACUGGGCUGAAGGCAAAACCAACCAGAACAUAGAUUUCAUAUUUCCAUUCACUUUCAGAGAACUGAAUAACUUGCAAGAAGAAAAGUUCAGUUUGGUGGAACUGAUUCAUUAUCACUUUGAGGAUAUUAAAGAUGGAGGAAUCUGCAGCUUUAAAAAGUUUCAGGUUCUCUUUAUCUUCGAUGGUCUGGAUGAGUGUCGACUUCCUCUCAAUUUUGAUGAUAAUUUGAUCCUGACUGAUGUUAAAAAGUCCACCUCAGUGGAUGUUCUGCUGACAAACCUCAUCAUGGGGAAAUUGCUUCCCUCUGCUCUCCUCUGGAUAACCACACGACCUGGAGCAGCCAAUCAGAUCCCUGCUGAAUGUGUCGGCAUGGUAACAGAGGUCAGAGGGUUCACUGACCCCCAGAAGGACGAAUACUUCAGGAAGAAAUUUAUAAAUGAUGAAGAGAAGGCCAGCAGGAUCAUCUCCCACAUCCAGAAAUCAAAAAGUCUCUACAUCAUGUGUCACAUCCCCGUCUUCUGUUGGAUCACUGCUAAAGUUCUGGAGGAUGUGAUGAAGACCAGAGAGAGAGAGAAACUACCCAAGACUCUCACUGAGAUGUACAUAGAGUUCCUGGAAGUUCACUUCGCAAUCAAGAAGAAAAAGUUUGAUGGACGACGAAAAACAAAAUCUAUCUGGAGUCCAGAGAACAGAAAGUUGAUUGAGUCUCUAGGAAAACUGGCUUUUGAGCAGCUGCUGAAGGAAAACUUGAUCUUCAUUGACAAAGACCUCAAACAGUGCGGCAUCAACAUAGAAGAUGCUGCGUUGUUCUCUGGAGUGUUCACUGAAAUGUUUGAAAAGGAGAGUCGGGUGGGCAACAAAUCAGUCUACUCCUUUGUUCAUCUGAGCAUCCAGGAGUUUCUGGCUGCAGUCUACAUGCUCCACUGCUUCACCAGCAGGAAGUCAGAGGAGAUCAAGACGUUCCUGGGAGAAGAAUACAAUGAAACAUCUCUGGAUGAGUUCAUGAAGAAAGUCAUGGAGAAAUCCCUAAGCAGUGAAAAUGGCCACCUGGACCUGUUUGUCCGCUUCCUUCAUGGUCUCACUGUGGAGUCCAACCAGAGAGUCUUAGAAGAUCCGUUGGGUCAGACAGAGACCAGUCCAGAAACCAUCCAGAGAAUCAUCACCAACCUGAAGAAGAUGAACACUGAUAGAAUCUCUCCUGAUAGAAGAAUCAACAUCUUCUACUGUCUGGUGGAGAUGAACGACGUCUCAUUUUAUCAGGAGAUCCAAAGGCUGCUGGAUUCAGGGAAGAAGCUCUCAGAGACUGACUGUUCAACUCUGGCCUUCAUGCUGCAGAUGUCAGAGGUUCUGGAUGAGUUGGACCUGGAGAAGUAUAACGCGUCAUAUGAUGGACGACUGAGACUGCUUCCAGCUGUGAGGAACUGCAGAAAGGCUCGACUUGGUGGCUGUGAGCUCUACAAGGCUGAAUGUGAAGUUUUGGCCUCGGCUCUGAAAUCCAACCCAGAUCUGACUGAACUGGAAAUCAGUGAGAUCUUCAUGCUGAAUGGUGAAGACUCUGAUAUGAAGCAUCUGCUCGAGAUCCUGGAGAAUUCAGUCAGUAAAGUGAAGAAUCUGAGAUUGAAUGGCUGCAGUUUAUCAGAGACCAGCUGGACGUCUCUGUUCUCAGCUCUGAAGUCCAACCCGACCCAUCUGACUGGACUGAACCUGAGUAGAACCAACUUGAAAGAUUCUGGACUGAAGGAGCUCUGUAGUUUUCUACAGAAUGAAGGCUGCAGACUGGAGACAUUGCAAUUGAUAAUCUGCAGUUUGUCAAAGAGCAGCUGUGAUUAUUUGGCUUCAACUCUGAAGUCCAACCCGACCCAUCUGACAGAACUGGACCUGAGAGGAAACGGCCUAAAGGAUUCAGAUGUUCAGCAGCUGAAGGAUCUUGUAAAUACUGUAAAGUGGAAUUCCAUCAUCAUCUCCUAUAUAGCUCCUUACAGCGAUUUUGACAAUCUUGAUGAUUCUGAUGAUUUUGAGGAUCCUGAUUAUCCUGAUGAUCCCUAUGAACCUGAUGAUUUUGAGGAUCCUGAUGAUCCUGAUGAUCCCUAUGAACCUGAUGAUUUUGAGGAUCCUGAUGAUCCUGAUGAUCCCUAUGAACCUGAUGAUUUUGAGGAUCCUGAUGAUCCCUAUGAACCUGAUGAUUUUGAGGAUCCUGAUGAUCCUAAUGAUCCUGAUGAUUCUAAUGAUCCUGAUGAUUCUAAUGAUCCUGAUGAUUCUAAUGAUCCUGAUUAUUCUGAUGAUCCUAAUGAUCCUGAUGAUUUUGUGGAUCAUGAUUAUUCUGAUGAUCCUAAUGAUCCUGAUGAUUUUGUGGAUCAUGAUUAUUCUGAUGAUCCUAAUGAUCCUGAUGAUUCUGACAGGUGGGACUGAUGAUCUCUGUAAAGUAGAGAAUGGUCUCUGUGUCCUGCUGAUCCUCAGAGGUUGAGGCUGCAGCAGUUUGAAUCUAAAGAGACUCUGACUGGAUCUUGAUAAUGACCUCUGACCUCAAAGAUGUCCCUCCUGUUUAUUUUCUUAUGUCUGUCAUUUAGUGUCUGAUAUUGUUUGUCUCUUUGAAUCAAUAAAGAUCCAAUUCAAAUGGGGCUCCAUUUAGAGCACAGGUGUCAAAGUACAGACCUCAAGGUGUCCUGCAGUUUUUAGAUGUGCCAUAGGUACAAAACACUGGCAUGAAAAGGCUUAAUUACCUCCUCUUUGUGUAGCUAAAUUCUCCAGAGUCCUGCUAAUGACCUAAUUAUUCAGGUAUGAUGCAGCAGAGGCACAUCUAAACGUUGCAGGACACUGGCCCUUAACGACUGGAGUUUGACAACCCUGAUUUAGAGGCUUCAUGGAGUUUUGAUCUGAACUAGAUUCAACUGGAAAGUUUAUCUUUUUUCUCUCGGGUUUAUUUUCGUCCUGGAACCAGAAAUGGUCUAAGAAUGGAAACAUGGGAGUCAUUUUCAGUUCAGGUUUGAAGUCAUGAAAGACACUUCAAAUCUCUUUUCUCUGCUGCUUCUUCCUUCUGUUGACAUGAAAAUGUUUCUCAAAGCUCCACAGAUAAAAAGAUGCUUUACUGGAAACUGCAGAGAAACUUCAGCUUCCAUCACAGAAAUCAGUUUACCAGUUUAGAACUGUAUGUCCCACAGAAACUGACCUUUCUUGUGGGACAUCAAUCAGCUUUCGGGACCAGUUUUCAGGAACAUCCAUCAUUUAUCUGGAUAAAUAAAAAAAAAGACUUUACAUGUUUUUAUCUUUUUAUGUUCAUUCUAAAAUCUAAAUAAUGACAUUUUGCAUCAUCAUUGAUUCUCAGCUUUAAGUUUUCUCACUUUGUUUUGGUUUUUACUUUUUCAACUCCAUAUUUCAUGUUUUGAGUUUUCUAGAGAACUUCAGCAUGAAAAGAUCAGUCCCUCUGUGUAACUCUUAUCUUUUUUUUUUGUUUUUGAGGACCAAACUCCAAAUCCAGUGUACUUUCCUGUGUGUAGUGCAUCAUUGUGGCACAUCGUGUGAAAAUUUCCGAGCCUGAUGUUACAUCAGGCUCUUUACUGUAAUUUACUGAUUUAGUCAGUCCUCACAGAAUCACUGGAAUGAAUUGCUGAUUGGUUCAUGAUUGUUUUUUUAUAUUUCUUAUGUGAUAUGGGUUCGUGGGUAUUUAACGAU
Molecule: messenger RNA, 6977 nt
Organism: Poeciliopsis prolifica (blackstripe livebearer)
Lineage: Eukaryota; Metazoa; Chordata; Actinopteri; Cyprinodontiformes; Poeciliidae
Product: NLR family CARD domain-containing protein 3-like
Exons: 8
Coding region: 2553-5717 (1054 amino acids)
Biological process (GO): regulation of apoptotic process
Molecular function (GO): protein binding
Source: RefSeq, a predicted model, not a curated record